AUGUCCAUCUCAUUUUUGUGCGCGGAGGCAGACACCAUCAGGAAGGUGGACGGGCACUUCACGGCCCAAGGUGGCGACGAGCUGAACUAGGCUGGUUGACCAUUCGGCGCGAGAAUUUUUAUUUUUUUCAGACCAAGAACCUUGAGUGCAAUGAGGGAGAAAGCGAGGAACCGACUGGGAAGGACAGCAAUGAGAGCGUGUACGGACGGAGCAGGUCGAGUGGCGUUUUGCUCGGGCUGACUACAGCGGCGCCGGAUGGAGCAAUGGCACCGGAGCAUGCGGGCGACAUCGACCCGUGGCGCACGGACAAACAUUUCUAUCUGAGUUGUCAAUUCUUUCCGUUUUUUCUCUGACUUUCCAUGUUGGUUUUGUGUGAUGACAUCGUCAACGGUUUUGUAGAGAGACGCGUCAGAGAUGGCGUGGCUAACCCGGGUGCAUUGGUUUUGUGCCUGAUCGUGGAAGACCCCUUCAAUGUGGAACGAUUCUUAGCUAGUGUCGAUAUUUUUCACUGCAGUGCCUACACAGACGAUCGGGAGAGAUUCGGGUGAUUGUCAAUUGCUGCUAUGGUGGCUUUGGUUGGUUGUUCUUUUUCACUGUACGGCCGCAGACACAUUCUGACAGCACUUCAGACAGCAGCUUUGUGCCCCGCCAGCUGCUCGUUCCAUGCCUACCAUGGUGUUUUUGUACAGACAGCACUUCAGACAGCAUUAUGCUGUAGUCGGCAAUCUUCCGUUUUGGUAUAGAGUGGGACAGGGACGGGGUGAUGCUACUGUAGUCGAACGGUGGGACGGACGUGCAGUUCAGUUUUUGGGCACGCAUACGGUGCUGCAGGGAUUUUUAGGUGUCCCUCUUCGGGCUCUUAGAUACCUUUUUCUUGCUACGUGUGCGUGUUCUUUAGAUCCU
This is a messenger RNA of Ectocarpus sp. CCAP 1310/34, 903 nucleotides long. The record is from the annotation of a GenBank genome assembly. Lineage: Eukaryota; Phaeophyceae; Ectocarpales; Ectocarpaceae.